ACAUUUAAUUAUUAAUCAAUUUGGCAUAUACUCAUAUUUUCAAUUCACUUUUGUAUACAUCGAUUUUUUGUUGCAAUGUCCUCCACAACAUUUUCCAAAUCUCGCAAGUUCACGGUUCAAAAGCUUACCACGGAGAAAGAGUUUUUGAGAUUAAAUCUAAAGUCCGUCAAAGAAAUUAAAAAUGAAACUAUCAAAAGCAUCGAAAAUAUUAAGCAAGCAUUUAUUAAAGAUCAUUUGAGUAAAAAAAUUCAUGAACAGUACGUGGCUGGAACGGGGUUGCCAGUAGUUUUGAAAGAAGUCAUAGUGGAAGAGCUGGAUAGGAUAUUAGCCUUAUACAAAACAAAUGUGAUAACAUUUGCAACGACUUGAAGCAACUCAGAAAUAACAUGGAAGAACGCCUAAUUCUCGUGAAUAAAACUGAUUUUAUAAUGAACAUUUUAAACUACAAACUAUACGAAGUUCAGUACGACUUUUCUACUCGGAUCAAAAAGCUAAAAGACAUAAAGAAGCAGUUAGAAAAUACGGAAAUCACGUCUGGAAAUGAGUCAAAAAUAGCGUUGAACUUUGUAGAAAACGAUAAGGAAAUAACCGAAUGUGAGCAGAGUCACGAACAACAACAUAAAAGCGUUAGGCAGCAAAUGCUGGAAGCCCAAGAAUGUUACGAAAAAUCAGCAAAUGUUCUAGACGACUGUCUGGAAGUCUUGAAAAAAAACUUUACAAAUCUCAUCCUGCUACUAGAAGCCCAUAAGCGAUUUACAGGAAACUCAAACCUAGAAGAGACUAUAGAACUUGACGAACUCAAAGAAAUGUUGGACGGUUGUACACUAUUGGCGUCAACAGGUUGGAGAACGCCUGCUCAAGACCUAACAGAUUUCACUGAAAGUCAGAAACUCAUAUUUACAGAAGAGGGACUUUUGGUAACACACGCAGGAAGGGAAGUAACGUAUGACGAAGCUGUAGAAAUAAAGCUUUUAGAUAAUUUGAAAUUGGUGGAUUUGUUUCAAAGAAAGAAACCUAAAGAGGAAUCAGGGAUGUAAGAUCGGUACAAGGUUCAGAAGAAAGCACAGAGUCUACUGAAAGCAGAAUGUCGUCUCAAGAUGUAAGUUAUCUAAAGGAACACUUAGGAACACCGCUAACAUUGGCACUUGCAGAAAUAACUGCCAUCCAACCCCGAGAUCCAAUCCACUAUCUCGGUCACUGGCUGUUCAAAUAUCGGUACAACGAAGAAGUAGCUACGAUUAAACAUAUUGAAAUUAGUCAGUUGACAGAAGAAAGAGAAAGGCUGGCAAAAAUAAGAUGGACUCCCGGCCGUUCAUCAACGACUACAAAAGUAUUUGUAGGAAGUUUGCCUCCUGACGCCACACCAGACGAUUUAAAGAAACUUUUCGAGCCCUACGGGAAUAUUGCAGAAUGCGAUAUCGCAAACAAAUGUGGAUUUCUCCACUUAGAAGAUGCCGAAUUAGCAAUGAAGGCUAUUGAUGAACUAAAUGGCGUGGAAUUCAUGGGUUCCAAAAUUUCAGUUGAAAAGGGGCGAGUUAAGCCGCGAAGAAGUGGUGGUGGACCCAGAGGUGGAAGAGAACGAGGAGGCCCAUAUUCAAGAGGAGGAGGAGACUUCAGAGGUAGAAAUGGAGGUUAUGGUGGUGGACGUGAUGGUGGACCAUACAGAGGAGGUGGUGGCUUUGACAGGGGUGGUAGAAGCGGCGGCUAUGGAGGUGGAGAUAGAGGAUAUGAUGAUAGACGUGGUGGCAGACCAGCAUACGAUGAUAGAAGAGCAGAACCUGCAGGAUUUGAUAGUUAUGAUGAUAGACGAGGAGGAUAUGAAAGAGAUCCUUAUGCUGCUGGUUAUGGAGAUCACUCAGCAGGUUACGAAAGACAAGGAGCUUAUGACAACAGAGGAGGUUAUGAAGACAGACGCGGGGCUGCUGGUGCAUACGAUCAAAGAUCUGCUCAACCAGAUGGUCUCUACAGUCGCAGAGAUAUGGCACCUAAACCAAGAGCGGCUUCAGCUGGUGGUGGCUAUCAGGAGCGUGAUAGAGGAUAUGGUGGGCGACCUGCUGAGGGUUACGGAAACUCGUACGCUGCGGCAUCUGGGGGAGCUACCGCAGCAAGAAGUGGCUACGAUUCCGCAUAUCCACCUCUACCACAGCAAAGAGGUUUUUUCCACAGGUUAUUUAAGCCUAAGUCACCGACUAAAUUAUUGAAGGUUUCCCUCAAAUUAAAUCGCACUUGCGCAGAUUUAGACGUCAACUGUGCCAAAUAUUGCGCAUGCGCACACGCUUUUAAGAAAUACGAAGAUCGACAGAGUGCCACGUUUCAUAAUUUUGCGUCUGUUAUGGGUAAACGAGAUUAA
Molecule: messenger RNA, 2350 nt
Organism: Diabrotica balteata
Lineage: Eukaryota; Metazoa; Arthropoda; Insecta; Coleoptera; Chrysomelidae
Source: the annotation of a GenBank genome assembly